Messenger RNA from Lecanosticta acicola, 1192 nucleotides. The record is from the annotation of a GenBank genome assembly. NCBI's taxonomy places the organism in Eukaryota, Fungi, Ascomycota, Dothideomycetes, Mycosphaerellales, Mycosphaerellaceae.
AUGGCUCCGCUUUACGUUGUUCAACCCUCUGCAAAUCGAGGCGAGGGCAUCUUCGCCCAAGAAGAUUUGAAACCGGGAACAAUUAUCAUGACAGAUCGGGUGACUUGCGAGAUCAAAAAGGACGUCCCUGACAUAGAUGAGAUGGAUGUCGCCAAGGCUUUCCAGAAGCUGAAUCCGGCCGACCAGGAGCUCUUCAUGGGGUUGCACGAGAGUCACCGUCCACUCAAGACCAAGCUUUUCCGAAUAUACAAGGCGAAUGCUUUUCAAGGCGAACAUUCCUCCCACAUCUUCCUGAAGAUUUCCAAGUUCAACCACUCGUGCGUCCCCAACUGCGAAGUGGAGAACUCGGGUACACUCGCGCGGAAAGUCAUCGCCACCACGCUCAUUAAGAAAGGAGAAGAGAUUUUUAUCUCGUACCAUGGCGCUUUCGAAGGUUACACCAAGGCGCAGCGGCGAGUCGUUACAAAGACGUACUUCGGCUUCGAAUGCGAUUGCUCGGCCUGCACAUUGGGGCCGGAGGAGCAGUACCUGAGCGACUGGAGACGAAAGCUAAUAUUCGUACUGCAGUGGAGAUUGAAAGGACUCAACCCUCCAGAUCUGCGACCGCUCGAGGCCCUGGCAACAAUGACUGCCGAAGAGGCAGAAGCAAAGAAAGUUCGCCAAGGGUGGCGAGCCUGGCCCAUGGAGCGCGCGCUCACAGAGCAGGAAAAGACGGCAUACUGGUCCUUGCAGGCAUCGCUUCUCGAAGCUGAAGGCUUGAUCGGAUUGAUGGCACCUGGGAGUUGCUAUGCCCAAGCAUUCUUCCUGCUCGUGGGACAAGCCAGCAAAAGCAAAGUGAUGUUACGGCCCACACUUGAUCUUGCGCAGUGCUGGAAGCUUCGAGCGCUUGAUCUGCUGGCAAGCGUGAACUGCGGCGCCAGAUCCGGGGAAUUUGCCGAAUGGGAAAAGACUCUGCAAGACCUGUGGCGGAAGACUGGCAUGCAACGCAGCGUGCAAAUGGUGAGAAUGGUUUUUGCCUGGAGAUAUGUGGACAUGACUGACUAUGGCCCAGUUCAAAACGCCUUUGGCAAAAGGCACUUUUGCUGUUCAAAUCCGGGAGCACCAAGGAAUACCAGUCUGCGAGGUUUUUGGCGAGGAGGAAUACAAGGACAAAGUCCGCAAAGGAGCGCUGCCGGCCUGCAUGGUAUCUUGA